Morchella importuna is the source of this 393-nucleotide messenger RNA. RefSeq lists its product as uncharacterized. The coding region runs from base 1 to 393 and encodes 130 amino acids. The record is from RefSeq and is a predicted model, not a curated record. The transcript has 3 exons. Lineage: Eukaryota; Fungi; Ascomycota; Pezizomycetes; Pezizales; Morchellaceae.
AUGUUCAGCCGUGACUCGACUACUGGCCUUCCCGGUUCGGCAAGGAAGCGAGCGGUUACCCAGCUGCACAACGACACCCCGAAGAGCAGUCACUCUGAUCAACCUGGGAAGAAAAAAAAUUCGCCCACAAGAGCAUUUGUCAGGAAACUGUCGCCCCACUCAGUAAUCUAUAUUUCCAACCAAUCAGGAGGCUCAUCAUCCGCAUUCAAAAAUCAGCCAACCCCUCACCCACACAACCCCUCACUUUCCCCUCCUCCCUUCUUGCCCUCAUCCCUCUCCCUUCUCUUCUCUUCUCCAUUUGCUGUUGUUCCACCCUCGAUCGGACGACACAGUACAUUUGACGAGAAUUUUCGUUUUCCGUCCAAUAAAUAUUUUUUAAAAGGGUUCAUAUAA